Aspergillus fischeri NRRL 181 is the source of this 1803-nucleotide messenger RNA. RefSeq names its product transcription factor domain-containing protein. Gene Ontology annotation, biological process: regulation of DNA-templated transcription. Gene Ontology annotation, molecular function: zinc ion binding; DNA-binding transcription factor activity, RNA polymerase II-specific. Lineage: Eukaryota; Fungi; Ascomycota; Eurotiomycetes; Eurotiales; Aspergillaceae. The transcript is spliced from 6 exons. The record is from RefSeq and is a predicted model, not a curated record. The coding region runs from base 1 to 1803 and encodes 600 amino acids.
AUGGCCUACCCGACUUCCGACGGCCUGGGCCCCCUCGUGUCGGACGCGGAGUGUCGGUUCUCUUCCCCCCUCCACUCGCGCAUUCUGCUCCCGCUCCCGCCUCUGCUAACUUCAGACACCGGCAUGGCGACCAAGCAGCCGAGCAGAGGACCUGGUGCAUACCCCCGUCGCAGGGCCGUGAGAGCAUGCCAGGUCUGUCGGGCUCGUCGGACGAAAUGCGACAACAAGAAACCGGCGUGCUCCUUUUGCGAAAAAAUAGGCGCCCAGUGCGUGGUCAACGACCCCACUGACAUGUUCGACCCUGCCAGCGUAUUGAUUAUCCAGCGCUUGGACCGGAUUGAAUCACUCCUACAGCAACAGAAACAAAACGAGGAUUCAAGGCCUGCCCUCGAAAACAGCGAUGCAUUGGCCACAAUUAGGAGCGCCUCAGCUGCGGGAGACAGCGACUGGCGUACCCUUAACAGCAGCCCCGUGUACCAGACGCACAGUUCAGACCUGAGUCGACUGACCAUCGAGACUAUCCUCUCCUGGAGCGUGUUCGAAGGGAAAUACGACGCAGGAACGCCUAGACCUUGCUGCACCCGGUUGCUCCACACAUUUCUCGAGGAGGUUCAUAUUGCCAACCCAAUCCUGGACGUCCCCUUGGUUACCGAUUACCUGUACCAAGCAUGUAUCCACGGGAUCGGCUGGGACGCACCCUCGUGCCUCGUGCUGGUCAUAUGUGCCUUGGGCGCAAUCUCCGAAAGCUUCCAUGAGCACCACGAAGUCAGCUCUAUGACUGCGCGACAGUCGCCGACCUUUCACCACGGCCAGCGAUACUUCGAGGCCGCGCAGAUGCGACUAGGAGCUGUGCUCCGGACGCACGGGGUGCUGGAGGCGCAAUGUUUCUUCUAUUCUGGCGUGUACCUAAUGGCCAUAUUUCAGCCACUCCGCGCCUGGCGGUGUUUUGUGCAGGCUGCCGCCACAGCAGAGACCCUGCUCUUCUCGUCCGGGGGGAACGACCCAAAUGCAGCUGGGGCUAGCCUCAAGAGCGAGACUCGCUGCCUGGAGACGACCCAUUGGGCCUGCCUCAAGUCCGAACUCGAGCUCCGCCUUGAGCUCGGCCUCAACCAGCCCGACCCGCUCGGGUUCACAUAUCCAACCUUCUUCCCAACCUUGCCCAUGCAACAACUCAAUCGCGACGAGUCCCGCGUGUGGUAUUUCUACCUCGCCGAAACCGCCGUGCGCCGGCUCACAAUGCGGAUCGUCCAACUCUUCUUCAUGAGCCAAACGCACGGCCGGUUUCCGGAUGCGCAUAAUAUGUGCGAGAUCUCGCUAGAUUUUGAAAUUCAGGCGUCGGACUGGACAACUUCCCUACCCCCCGUCCUCACCCUCUCAACCCCGGAAAUGGACGACGACGUGCUCAAAUUCGUAUUACGCGGCCACCUCCUCGACUGCUACGAGUGGAUCUACUUCCCCUACCUGCUCGAAGCGAUCGCACACGCAGCCCCGCGCAACCCGGCCACAGACGAAUUCGUCGUCCGCGGCCUCGCCAUGGCCGCCGAGCGCAUCCACAAGAACCGCAAGGGGUUCCGCCACCGUCACCACGGCGUCUGGCUCAUGCUGCGCUCGUGUACGCGUAGUGCGCUCCUGCUUGUUGCGGCGAGUCGGGCGGAGGGGGGUGUGCGCGCGAUGCUGCCUGUGGGUUGGAAGGCGGCGGUUAGGGGCGCUGUGGAGAUGUUGGCGUAUUGGAGGGAUGAGGCCCGGGAUGCGAGGGAGAGGUUGAGAGUUCUUGAGGAGGUGGUCGAGGGGUGGGGGGAGUAA